AUGGUCGAGGUUUUUCCUAUGGUAAUGGUAGAGGUUUUGCCUCUGGAUGUGGUCGGUGUUCACAGACUCGGCAUCCAAGUUUUGCUUUUCAUGGUGGGUUUUCUGGUGCUCAAGCAAGAUUUGGGGAUUUUUCUUCUAAAUACUCUGUUGUUCCGAAAUGCCAAAUUUGUGGCAAACGUGGCCAUACUGCCGUUAAUUGAUAUCAUCGUCAUGGUGAUGAUAGUUCUAAGAUUUUUGGGUCAAGCUCUUCCAUCCACUAUCUCUGCUAUGGCAGCUCAUAGUUCUUAUAUGCCUACACAUGCUUAUGCUCCAAUGACAACUCCUUCGAGACAAGAGAUGGCAGAUCAUGUUUGGAUUGCAGACAGUGGAGCUUCCUAUCAUAUGGUUGCUGAUGUGUCUACUCUGCACAUUGUUACCCCAUGUGAUUCCAUUGAUCAAGUGACUGUGGGGAAUGGUGAAGGUUUGAAUAUAACAAAUAUUGGCACUACUGCUUUGUCUUGUGCUUCUACUUCCCUUAAAAUGCCUUCUGUUUUUCAUGACAAGACAACAAAGGCAAUUCUUCUCAAGGGCUCUAGCCGUAAUGGCUUAUAUCCCAUUCCGUGUAAAGUUCCGUAUGCCCUGUUCUUGUUUUCCAGUCCAACAGCUUAUCUUGAAGAUGCACAGUUUGAUUUGUGUCCUUCAUGUCUUCAAGGAAAGAUGGACAAGCUGCCCUUUUCUAGUAAUCAUGUUAAGACAUAUAGUCCUUUUUCUAAGAUACACAGUGAUGUCUGGGGCCCUUCCCAUUUUAAGUCCAUUCAUGACUUCCGAUAUUUUGUACUCUUCUUAGAUGAACUCAAUUUAAUGCUAAAAUUCAGCAUUUUCAGAGUGAUGGUGGUGAAUGGUAUGGCUGAGAGGAAAAACAGACAUGUUGUGGAGACUGCUCUAAUUCUUUUGACUGUUGCUAAUAUGCCUGGACACUUUUGGUAUCAUUCUCUUGCACAUGCAGUCUACUUAAUAAAUAGAAUGGCAAGUCAGUCCUUAAAGCAUCAAACUCCUUAUUUUCGACUGUAUGGCAAGCAACCAGAGUUACAAUCUUUAAGAAUAUUUGGCACUGCUGUGUAUCCAUAUCUCAGACCUUUUAAUGUGCAUAAGUUUCAACCUCGAACCACUAAAUGUGUAUUCUUAGUAAUGCCACCCAUUCUUUUUUCUUUGCCUUUGCAAGAAGUUACACCUCGGGCUACCACAGUCACACCAUCAGCUCCUUCAACAUUAUCUUGUACUUCUGCAUCUCCUUUUGCGCAACCAUUAGGUGGUUCAGAAUCAAUUCUUGUUCUAGAGGUGCAUCAUCCCCUUUUAGGUGAUCAUCACUUGCCAAUUUCACCUCCUCUUGAGCAUUCAUCUUCGGGUACUUCCUCGUCUGAUUCUUUACCUAUUAGUUCUAUUAAUACUCAUCCCAUGCAUACUAGACUUAGGGAUGGCAUAGUACAGAAGAAACAGUGUCUUGACUAUGUGGGGUAUUAUACAUGUUUGAAUGCUCAUAUUGAAUUAGAUGAACCUGCAAACUAUAAGGUAGCCUCGUUUUCUCCACAAUGGAAACAUGCCAUGCAAGAAGAGAUUGAUGCCUUGCAUAUGCAAGCUAGGCAUAAAGCUCAGUUGGUAGCUCAGGGAUUUAGUCAAGAGAAAGGCUUGGAUUUUAGUGAAACUUUCAAUCUUGUACAAGCUCCAAGGGCUUGGAAUGCCAAAUUCACUGGAUACUUACCAGCCAUAGGUUUUCAACCUUCACAGUCUGAUCCUAGCCUCUUUGUCAAACAUUCAGACCUAGAGGUUGUGAUUCUCUUACUCUAUGUUGACGAUAUUAUUCUCACAGGUUGUAAUGAGAAGAUGGUUCAGCUUGUGAUUGAUGAGUUAAGUUAUUCCAAAUAUGCUAAAGAGUUGCUUCACAAAGCUAGGAUGAACUCUUGUCGAGCUUGCUCAACUCCAUGGGCUCUCCAAUAUUUGACUUUUACAAGACCAGAGCUUGCUUAUUCUGUCAACUCAGUGUGCCAAUACAUGAAUCAACCUACUGAUCUUCAUUGGCAUUUGGUGAAAAGGAUUCUCAGAUAUGUGCAAGGUACUCUAGAGUAUGGCCUGAGUUUUACAGCUGGUGAUAUGAAUCUCUUUGCAUAUAGUGACGUCGACUGGGCAGGAGACAUCAACACUCGCAGGUCUACAACAGGUUUUGUGAUAUUUUUGGCAGCAAUCCUAUAUCUUGGCAAUCAAAGAAACAAGGCUCUGUUUCAAGAAGUUCUACAGAGGCAGAGUAUAGGGCUCUAG
Messenger RNA from Prunus armeniaca (apricot), 2292 nucleotides. Lineage: Eukaryota; Viridiplantae; Streptophyta; Magnoliopsida; Rosales; Rosaceae. The record is from the annotation of a GenBank genome assembly.